Microtus oregoni (creeping vole) is the source of this 1230-nucleotide messenger RNA. RefSeq names its product interferon-inducible GTPase 1-like. Gene Ontology annotation, biological process: cellular response to interferon-beta; defense response. Gene Ontology annotation, molecular function: GTP binding; GTPase activity. NCBI's taxonomy places the organism in Eukaryota, Metazoa, Chordata, Mammalia, Rodentia, Cricetidae. The record is from RefSeq and is a predicted model, not a curated record. Bases 1 to 1230 code for a protein of 409 amino acids. Gene Ontology annotation, cellular component: endoplasmic reticulum membrane. The transcript has a single exon.
AUGGGUCAGUAUUUCUCUGAUACAUCUAAGAAUGAAGACCGUGGAGAUUUGGAAUCCAGCUUUACUAUAUGUUUUAAGACGACUAACACAGAAAGCAAAAACAUUACUCAGGAAACCAUUGAUUCAAUUGAGUUACACCUGACAAAAGGAAACAUUCAGGGGGCAAACUCUGUAAUCAGGGAUGCAUUAAAAAAUAUUGAUAAUGCCCCAAUAAACAUUGCUGUCACUGGAGAGUUUGGAGCAGGGAAGUCCAGCUUGAUCAAUGCCCUGAUGGGGGUGGGACCUGAAGAUGAAGGUGCAGCUCAAGUUGGGGUGGUAGCAACAACUAUGAUGAGAACUCCAUACAAACACCCCAAAAUUCAAACUUUGACUUUAUGGGACCUGCCUGGCAUUGGGACUGUGAACUUUCCACCAAAAGAUUAUCUGGAGAAAAUGAAAUUCCAAGAGUAUGAUUUCUUCAUUAUUGUUUCUGCCACACGUUUUACAAAACUUGAACUAGACCUUGCCAAAGCAAUCAAAUUUAUGAAAAAGAAUUAUUACUUUGUGAGAACCAAGGUGGACCUGGAUUUAGACAAUGAGAAGAAACGCAAUUCACAUACCUUUGACAGAGAAAAGACCCUGCAGCAGAUCAGAAGCAUGUGUGUGAACACCUUCAGUCAGAAUAACAUGGAUGCUCCACAGAUUUUCUUGAUUUCUAACAGCAAUUUAUCUGACUAUGAUUUUCCAGUCCUGAUGGACACCCUGGUAAAGGAUCUUCCUGCUCAAAAGCGCCACAAUUUUAUGCUUUCCUUGGCUAAUAUUACAGAACCAGCCAUUGACAGAAAGCACAACUCUAUGCAGCAGGCUAUCUGGUGGGAAGCCUGCAAGGAUGGACUUUUCGCUACUGUUCCUGUAGUGGGAAUCCUCAUGGAUGAUGUGGAGAAGCUGAAGGAGAAGUUAAACCACUAUCGAGUCCUCUUUGGAGUGGAUGAUGAAUCCCUGCAAGUCAUGGCUAAGGAUUCCCAAGUGCCUGUUGAACAACUGAAAAAAAUGAUUAAAUCCCCUUAUUUGUUGGAAACUGAGAAAGAAACAACAUUAGGAGAAAUGUUUUUGAAAUAUUUGGAGAAAUUUGCCUCAGCUACUGGUGGGCCCUUGGCUACAGGUCUCUACUUUAGGAAAACCUUUUACUUGCAAUUUCUGUUCCUUGACACAGUGACUGAAGACGCCAAAAUUCUCCUUAGACAAAUUUAG